Macrosiphum euphorbiae (potato aphid) is the source of this 234-nucleotide messenger RNA. Lineage: Eukaryota; Metazoa; Arthropoda; Insecta; Hemiptera; Aphididae. The record is from the annotation of a GenBank genome assembly.
AUGGAUUCUGUUAAGAGCAACCGAAAUUCUGAUGUGAAGUGCCAUAAAGGAUUCCAGUAUGUCUUUGACAAGUUCAUAAACAAUAAUACAACUAAAUCCUACAGAUGUCGUAGAAGAGACAUGAAUUGCAAAGGCCGUAUACAUAUCACUCCUGGUGAAAUACGUGUCGUGAAUGGCCAUGGCGGUCAUGAUGAAUCACCUACGAGUGUAGAAGUAGGUACAGUUUUUUUUUGA